GAGGGUCCCGUGCUUCGAGAACAACGUCCGCGGCUUGGGCGGCACCCUUUGCGUAUCCAGGCGGGCGCGCGGCGUUGUGCGCUUUGCCUUGUGUGUCUGCGGCGUCUGUGAGGCCCGUCAGACUGCGGACGAGAUUGCGGCUUUUAUCUACGACCGCUUUACGUGGGUGCCGCAGAGGCAUGCCUCAUUGUGCGACUUCCUGGACUCCGUGCUGGAGUUUGUGCAG
Messenger RNA from Symbiodinium pilosum, 226 nucleotides. Lineage: Eukaryota; Dinophyceae; Suessiales; Symbiodiniaceae. The record is from the annotation of a GenBank genome assembly.